Molecule: messenger RNA, 2884 nt
Organism: Xyrauchen texanus (razorback sucker)
Lineage: Eukaryota; Metazoa; Chordata; Actinopteri; Cypriniformes; Catostomidae
Gene: nmnat2
Product: nicotinamide nucleotide adenylyltransferase 2
Exons: 11
Coding region: 120-1034 (304 amino acids)
Biological process (GO): NAD+ biosynthetic process
Cellular component (GO): Golgi apparatus
Molecular function (GO): nicotinamide-nucleotide adenylyltransferase activity; nicotinate-nucleotide adenylyltransferase activity
Source: RefSeq, a predicted model, not a curated record
UUUGCCUCUCGCGCCUGCCGCAGCCUAAUGAACCUCGCCUUUCGCUGCGACCGCACAACAAAACAAAAGGCCUUAAAAUCCGCGACAUAUGUAAAGGAAGAUAGAUCACCACAACAAUCAUGACAGAGUCUACUAAAACGCAUGUCAUUUUGCUGUCAUGUGGAAGUUUCAACCCCAUCACCAAAGGGCACAUUCAUAUGUUCGAAAAAGCCAGAGAGCACUUGCACAAGACUGGACGAUUCAUUGUGAUUGGGGGUAUCAUCUCACCUGUACAUGAUUCCUAUGGAAAGCAGGGCCUUGUCUCUAGCAGACAUCGUCUCACCAUGUGUCAGUUGGCAGUUCAGUCUUCUGAUUGGAUCAGGGUGGAUCCUUGGGAGUGCUACCAGGAGACCUGGCAGACCACCUGCAGUGUUCUGGAGCAUCACCGAGACUUAAUGAAGCGAGUGACAGGAUGCAUUCUGUCCAAUGUGAACACACCCUCCUCAACCCCUGUGAUUGGUCAGCCCCAAAACGGGACGUCUACUAUUUAUCAAAACACUGCUAACAAGUCUGUGGCUAUUAAGCUAUGGGGAAAGAUGAGCGAGAAUCUGGGUAAGAUUUGCUGUGUUCGACCACACAUGGAGCGCUUUACUUUUGUUGACGAAAAUGCAAACCUUGGGACUGCAGUGCGCUAUGAGGAAAUUGAGUUGCGUAUCCUGCUUCUGUGUGGCAGCGAUCUCCUGGAAUCUUUCUGCAUCCCUGGCUUGUGGAAUGAAAGUGAUAUGGAAGUGAUUGUGGGGGAUUUUGGGAUUGUGGUGGUUCCUCGGGAUGGAGCUGACACGGAGAGGAUAAUGAACCAUUCAUCCUUGCUCCGAAAGCACAAGGAGAAUAUUGUUGUUGUAAAGGAUGAGAUUGACCACCCGAUGUCCAUUGUCAGUUCAACUAAGAGCAGACUGGCUCUUCAGCAUGGUGAUGGUCAUGUAGUGGAUUACCUGAGCCAGCCUGUCAUUGACUACGUCCUGCAGAGUCAGCUCUACAUCAAUGCUUCUGGAUAGGGUGGGGAAGUCUAGUCCUUCCCAUCAGUCAUCCCUGUCUGUCUCUCUGUGUGUAAUAUAGAGUAUAAUCCUCAUGUGCUAACACUGCUUUUCCGUCUGGAGCAAUAAUCUAUCCUCCCUUCUUACAUGUGUCUCAUUGGGCCGACGGAUGUACAGCACUGUUCCUGAGGGAUCUGUUCUUAAAGACUUGCUUCACCAAUCGGUUUUAAGAGACUGGGUCAUGUGGGCAUAGGUGCCCAAUAGGAGGAAAAUGAGAGAGUCUUGGUGCCACUAAAGAAAAAUGAGAUUUUGAAUUAAUGAGAUGCACUACCAGUCAAACGUUUGGACAUACAACCUUACUUUUUAUUCCUAUUUUCCGCAUUUUUGGAAAAGUAGUAAAGUCAUCAAAACAUACAUAAUAGACCAAAAAUGUUAAAAGCAGCCAUCCAUUGCCUAGAUUUGUGCACACUCUGAGCAUUUUCUCAACCAACAUUACAAGGUAUCCACCUGAAAUGCUUUUUAAACUGUAACGAAUAUGAUGAAUGAGAUAUAUGCUGUGCACUUAUUGGUAAUUUUCCCUUCACUGUCUGGUCCAACCUUCUGAUUUUUAUUUAUGGAUUUAUUUAUUUGUUUGUUUGUUUGUAUUUUUUCAUAUAAAUUUAAAUUGUAUAAAUGCAUUCAUACAUGGGCACAGUUUCUAUUCCUCUACAGAACAAAUUUAGCAUUAAAGCAUUUAUAGGAAUAGGUCACCCAAAAACUAAAAUGCUCUCAUAAUUUUCUCACCCUCAUGCCAUCCCAGACUUCUGCUGAAAAUAAACGAAGAAUUUUAGAAGAAUAUCUAAAAGUAAUACAUACUACUCCAGUGGUUUAAUCCAUAUAUUUAGAAGCAAUAUAAUAGGUGUGGUUGAGAAUCAGAUCAAUAUUUAAGUCCUUUUUCACUAUAAAUCUCAACUUUCACCAGCCCUCCUAAGCAUUCUCUUCUCUCCUAAGAGUUCUUCUUCUUUUGUUUUUGGUAAUUCACAUUCUUUGUGCAUAUCGCCACCUAGUGGGCAGGGAGGAGAAUUUAUAGGAAAAAAAGACUUGAUCUGGAAACAAGGAAUUGAUCUGUUUCCCACCCACACCUAUCAUCUCACUGCUGAAGACACGGAUUAAACCACUGAAGUCGUAUGGAUAAUUUUUAUGCUGUCUUUAUGUGCUUUUUGGAGCUUCUAAGUUCUGAUCAUCGUUCACUUGCACUGAAUGGACCAAAUGAGCAAAUUAACAUUUUUGUUUGUGUUUUGCAAAAGAAAGAAAAUCACACACAUCUGUGAUGGCAUGAAUGUGAGUAAAUGAUCGUGUUUGUGAACUAUUCCUUUUAGCAUAAGCCUUUAGAACAAAAGGUUAUUAAUGUCAAGAGAAGCAUAAAUUUAGUCAAGUUUGCCCAAAUAUUUGACUGGUAGUGUAAACCAUUGCCUGCUAUAAUGUUGGCCUUUGCUGUUGAUUUGAUACUCUCUGUUCUUGUAGAUGCAUGCCGAGGGGUUUCCUUUUAGCGCAUGAGUGUUUAAACUUACCACGUAAACUGUAGUCUGUGGUUACAGUGUUUGCAAAAAACUGUGCUUAGACUCAUCUCAUCACUAAAUACAGUUUCUACUCAUCAAUCUGCUUUGUGUCCAGAAGGUUAGGUUGCUGUCUUUUUGCAGUCUCAUAUCCUGUAUUAUGCCUCAAUGUCUUGUCUUCAAUGUGCAUUCAUGUAUACGUGGAGUAUUUGGUUGCACAUUAAAGAAUGCAAUUUACUUCUCAGAGCUCAUUUUGCUUGACAUGUACUAAAAUGCCACUGACAUGAUUUCUAGUAAAGCCAGUCACUGCAUCUGCAUCAUAACUAUUUGUUGCAG